AUGGAUAAACCGAUGGAGUUGCUACCUGCGCAUACCCCGCAAACUCUGGAGUUCAAGGUGUUGAGGACGGUUGACAUAUCCAGUGGUGCCAAGCCGCGUCUGCUAAAUAGCACUGCCAUGCCUGCUGCUAUCAAGACAAGCAGAACCCCAAAUCAUGUCCCUGUGGGCAUUAUGGUCGACCGCCAAGUGGACAAGACCGCCAGAACCAUGGAGAACGACAUGUCCAUGAUCACCGCCUUAAGACGCACUAGUUGCGAAGCUAGCACCCUAAAGCCCCUACACAGCAGGACCCUGAAUAUCAACCAUCAGCGGUCUAUUCCGAUAUGA
Neurospora tetrasperma FGSC 2508 is the source of this 327-nucleotide messenger RNA. RefSeq lists its product as uncharacterized. The coding region runs from base 1 to 327 and encodes 108 amino acids. The transcript has 2 exons. The record is from RefSeq and is a predicted model, not a curated record. Lineage: Eukaryota; Fungi; Ascomycota; Sordariomycetes; Sordariales; Sordariaceae.